UUUUCAAUUGCUUUGCAGAACAAGCAAGGAAGUAACCAGAAAAAAAACAUGGCAUUUUUCUGCAUGGUGGGUGUGGAGAGUAUGUUGAUGGGAAGCAAUCUCUAUACAUCAAUUUUUUUUUUCUUUUUUUGGCUAAGAAUCUUUGUAGCAUUUAAAACUUUAGCUUAUUAAAGUUUAUUAAUAAUAUAAGUCCAAAUUUACAUAAAUGAGAAGUCCUUCCAAAGAAAAUAGAAAUUGAUGUGUUUUGCUGAAAACACUCCCAUCAAUGUCAAUUCCCCAAAAAAGACUCUUCUCAAUUCCUUCAAUUUCCAUUUUUCCAAAAUGCCUCAUCCAAAAUUUUUCUUCUGACACUUAAACUGAGAGAAACUGAGGGUUGGGUCCCACAUGGGUUUUCUCCUUUAAACCCCGAUUCUUGAAUCCAAAGGCUCUAUUGGGUUUUUCAUUUUCUUCUUCUGGGUUCUUGAUCUUGAGAUUCUAUAACCAAAAUCAGGGUUCAGUUUUUUUUUUUUCUUCUUUUUUUGUCCCUCAAGUCACAAAAUAGGAAAUUAAGGUCGUUUUCAAUGGAGUUAUUGGGCAGUACAGAACAACAAAAGCUUAACUAAAAGCUCUCAAUUUUUCUGCAGGAGAGAGAGAGAGAAGAUUUUUGGUUUAUGGGUUUAUCUGGGUUUUUCGUGGUGUGUGUUCUCCAUUCUUUGGUGGCUCUGACAUGUGGAAUUCUGAUGAUGUUCUACUCCAACGAGCUCUAUAUUUUCGGCCAUGGCUUGGAAACUGCCAGAAAGCUUCAAGGGUCAACACCCCAUGAUCAGCUCUUGUUUCGGACCUCCGAUUCGUUCUCGGGUUUGCUUCUAUUCGCAAUUGGGUUCCUACUUUUCAUGGUGGCUUUUGUAAAGGACAGAGAGUUUCAGAGCUUCUUUGCCAAAGGUUGUGUUUUGCUUCACAUCGCCAUGGCCAUUUGGAGAGCUUGCUUUGAGAGGAAACUUGAAGACCUUUCUAGCGAUUGGCCUAGGCAAGUUGUUGGGGAUAUUGCAUUGGCCUUUUCAUGGGUUUUCCUUCUUGUCUAUUCUUGGAGAGAAAAGUAUGAUUAAUUGGAGCGCGCACACACAUAUUUUUUAGUUAGUUUGUGAUCCAAGAAAAGUAUGAUUAAUUGGAGCGCACACACACACACAUAUAUAUAUAUAUAUUUUAGUUAGUUUGUGCACAUAAGUUGAUUAAAGUAGAGAAGUUCAACAUCAAAGAUUGAAGAUUCCUGGUUAGUUCAUCUUGUCUUAAAAUUGUUGUAAGAUUUGGGAAGGAAAAAAGAAAGGAUCUUGAGAUGGGCUUCUUUGUUUUGUUUAA
This is a messenger RNA of Morus notabilis, 1335 nucleotides long. RefSeq lists its product as uncharacterized. The coding region runs from base 651 to 1085 and encodes 144 amino acids. The record is from RefSeq and is a predicted model, not a curated record. Lineage: Eukaryota; Viridiplantae; Streptophyta; Magnoliopsida; Rosales; Moraceae. The transcript has a single exon.